AUACGUUAUGGAAAAUUUCAACAGUAGUCCAUCUAUUGACAUUAGGCUGGCAGAAUUUCUCUUUGUGUGCUGGAAUUGGCCAGGUGCAUGUUUUUUGCCAGACGACAUCAAUAGUAAGUUUACACAUCGUCCAUGACAGUGGACCUGUAAGGGAGUCACUGAGGGUCAUCUGACCAUGAUGGAGGAUAAACAGGUCCAGACUUCAGAGAAGGGUCAUCCUAUGAAGCCCCAGGUGGUAAGCGAGGCUGACCUGGACCAAAUCGCCCCUAGGACAAGGGUAAUAAAACCAUCAUUCUGGGCAAGGAGGAAGAACCAGAUGAGAUGCUCUCAGGAAACAGCCAGGUGCUUACUGCUGAAAUACGUCCCUGUCCUGCGCUGGCUGCCGCGGUACCCGGCUCGGGAGUGGUUGCUGGGAGAUGCCAUCUCCGGAUUCAGUGUUGGCAUAGUCCAGCUGCCUCAAGGACUGGCAUACGCUCUUCUGGCAGGCUUGCCACCUGUUUUUGGGCUCUAUACCUCAUUUUAUCCUGUAUUUAUGUAUUUUCUUCUGGGGACCUCAAGGCACAUAUCAGUAGGAACAUUUGCUGUGGUCUGUGUCAUGAUUGGCAGUGUUACAGAAUCCCUGGCACCCAAUGAGAAUUUUAUGAGAGGAGAAAAUGCAACAUUUAUUGACACGGUAGCCAGAGAUGCGCUAAGAGUGGAGCUGGCCACAGCACUGGCAUUCCUUGUAGGACUGUUUCAGAUCGCACUUGGCCUGAUCCAGUUUGGAUUUGUGGUGACGUAUCUCUCGGACCCAUUGAUAAGCGGGUACACCACAGCGUCAGCAGUCCAUGUGUUGGUGUCACAGCUCAAAUACCUCUUUGGAAUUAAAAUGACCCAGAGAACUGAGCCACUGUCAUUAUUAUAUACGAUAAUAAAACUGUUCUCAAGAAUUACCCAGACCAAUAUCGGCACGUUGGUCACCAGCGCUGUCUCCACUGUGGUCCUCAUUCUGAUGAAAUUUUUGAAUGAGAAGUUCGCCUCCAAGCUUAUAAUCCCAGUUCCCAUCGAGCUGAUCAUGCUCAUUGUCUGUACUGGCAUCUCUUAUGGUGUUGGACUGUAUGACAAGUAUGGAAUAGAAAAUGUCGGAGACAUCCCUGUUGGCCUAAAGGUUCCCAUGUUACCUGACUUCAGCCUGUUCAGAGACAUUCUUGGAAACUCAUUCGCUAUUGCCGUGGUGGGAUAUGCCAUUACUAUUUCUUUGGGAAAAGUAUUUGCUUCUAAGCAUGGCUACAAGGUGGACAGCAACCAGGAGAUGAUCGCUAUCGGCAUCAGUAAUUUUGUUGGGAGCUUCUUCCAGUGUUUUCCCAUCAGUGCCUCUGUGUCUCGAUCCGUGCUCCAAGAAAGUACCGGAGGAAACAGCCAGGUAGCCAGCGCCAUAGCAUCAUUUGUGAUCUUUGUGAUCAUCCUCCGGGCCGGGGAACUCUUCCAGGACUUACCAAAGGCCAUCCUAGCAGCAAUCAUUAUAGUCAAUUUGAAGGGGAUGUUUAAACAGUUCUCGGAGGUCCGUGUCCUAUGGAGAACCAAUAAAAUCGAUCUGAUUGUCUGGUGGGUGACUUUUGCAGCAACCAUUUUGCUAAACAUGGACAUUGGCCUGGCAGUCUCUGUGACGUUUUCUUUGCUGACCAUUAUAUUUCGGACACAGAUGUCCAAUUACUCAGUCUUUGGAUUAGUUUACGGAACUGAUGUCUACAGAGAUGUGUCCAGGUGUCAGCAGGCCAAAGAGUUGCCAGGAAUUAAGAUCUUCCACUCUUCAUCCACAGUCUUCUACGCCAACGCCGAGCAGUACAGCCAGGCUCUGUAUCAGAAGUGCGGACUUGAUGUUGAAAGACUCAUCGAAAAGAAGAGAAAAGCCUUAAAGAAAAUAAAGAGAAGAGAAGAGAAAGCUUUGAAAAAAGCGAAGAAGGGAAAUGAACCUAAAGAGAUCUCGGGGCAUGACAAUCUGGGGUUUGAUCGUCUGGAACUUGGAAAACUUGAAUAUGAGACAGAAGAGAACAAAGAGCAAGAUAUGACUGAGGGCUCCAUCAUCGUCGUCCCCGGCCAGGCGACCAGCGACGAGCGCGGUGGGAGGAGCCUGCUGCAAUCUCUGGGUUUGGACAAACCAAAUUUCCACUCUGUGAUCCUGGACUUUUCUGCCGCGAAUUUCGUAGAUACCGCCUGCGUCAAAGUGUUAGGAAAAAUUUUUAAGAAUUUUGCUGAAAUAGAAGUGGAUGUGUACCUGGCGGGCUGCAAUGUGACCGUGAUCACCGGCCUGGAGGAAGGGAACCUAUUCAAUGAUACCAUCACCAAAUCUCAGGUGUUUCCCUCUAUCCAGGACGCCGUUACAUUUCUGACCAUGGAUCACGACCACAUCUCCAUCCACGGUGUCAAUGGUUGCCCGGACACAAGACUGUGAGAUGAAUAUUUGCCUGCAGUCAUAAGGUUGCCUUGGACAAGAAUAUAGGUCUCCAUGAAACAGAUGACAAGACUCAAAGGAACAACGUGGGGGAAAUUUAUCAUUUCUGUCAUACAGUGGAGGCAUUGCUGAGAUGAGUUAUUGCUGCCCUAAAGUAGCACCUGACCCUGACCACUCCUUCAUUGUGCAUCUCUUUAGGGCUCAUUCACACCCAGCCAUCCACCGGCAUCAAUCUGCAAUUCUUGCCAAUGAAGAAUGGUCAAACAUUCCCAUAGACACACUCCUAAACCUUGUGGGCAGCCUUCCUAGAAGAGUUGAAGCUGUUG
Messenger RNA from Rana temporaria (common frog), 2757 nucleotides. Its product is annotated as solute carrier family 26 member 6-like. Bases 176 to 2431 code for a protein of 751 amino acids. Gene Ontology annotation, molecular function: bicarbonate transmembrane transporter activity; secondary active sulfate transmembrane transporter activity; chloride transmembrane transporter activity. Gene Ontology annotation, cellular component: membrane. The record is from RefSeq and is a predicted model, not a curated record. Gene Ontology annotation, biological process: transmembrane transport. NCBI's taxonomy places the organism in Eukaryota, Metazoa, Chordata, Amphibia, Anura, Ranidae. The transcript is spliced from 21 exons.